AGCAGACGAACGCCAUGUCGUAGGAAAACCGUUAUUUCAGCAUAUUAUAGAUAAUUAAAUUCUUUUUAAUUUUCAUGUAUAAUUUGUGGGUUUAUCCCUCGGGAUACCUACAAAAAUGCUCUUUUUGUGUUUUUUGGUCGUCGAAUUUUUUGGUUUUUAGUGUUUAGCGGGCGAACGCCAUGUCGUAGGACAACCCUUCUUUCACCAAAUUAUAGAUAUUUAAAUUCUUUAUGAUUUUCAUAUAUAAUUAGUGGGUUUAUCCCUCGGAAAACCUAAAAAAUUGCCCUUUUUAUGAUUUUUUGGUCGGCUAAUUUUGUGGUUUUUAUUGUUUAGCGGGCGAACGCCUUAUCGUAGGAUAACCACUUUUUCACCAAAUUAUAGAUAUUUAAAUUCUUUUUAAUUUGUGGGUUUAUCCCUCGGGAAACCUACAAAAAUGCCCUUUUUGUGUUUUUUGAUUGUCGAAUUUUUUUGUUUUUAGUGUUUAGCAGGCGAACGCCUUGUCGUAGGAUAACCGUUUUUUCACCAACUUAUAGAUAUUUAAAUUCUUUUUAAUUUUCAUGUAUAAUUUGUGGGUUUAUCCCUCGGGAAACCUACAAAAAUGCCCUUUUUAUGUUUUAUGUAGAAUAUUUUGGUUGUUAGUGUUUAGCGGACGAACGCCAUGUCGUAGGACAACCGUUCUUUCAGCAUAUUAUAGAUAAUUAAAUUCUUUUUAAUUUUCAUGUAUAAUUUGUGGGUUUAUCCCUCGUGAUACCUACAAAAAUGCUCUUUUUGUGUUUUUUGGUCGUCGAAUUUUUUGGUUUUUAGUGUUUAGCGGACGAACGCCAUGUCGUAGGACAACCGUUCUUUUAUCAAAUUAUAGAUAUUUAAAUUCUCUAUGAUUUUCAUAUAUAAUUAGUGGUUUUAUCCCUCGUGAAACCUACAAAAAUGCCCUUUUUGUGUUUUUUGGUCGUCGAAUUUUUUGGUUUUUAGUGUUUAGCGGGCGAACGCCUUAUCGUAGGAUAACCAUUUUUUCACCAAAUUAUAGAUAUUUAAAUUCUUUUUAAUUUUCAUGUAUAAUUUAUAGGCUUAUCCCUGGGGAAACGUACAAAAAUGCCCUUUUUGUGUUUUUUGGUCGUCGAUUUUUUUGUUUUUUAGUGUUUAGCGGGCGGACGCCAUGUCGUAGGGCAACCGUUCUUUCAUCAAAUUAUAGAUUUUUAAAUUAUUAAUAAUUCUCAUACAUAAUUUGUGGGUUUGUCCCUCGGGAAACUUACAAAAAAUGCCUUUUUUGUGUUUUUUGGUCGUCGAACUUUUUGGUUUUUAGGGUUUAGCGGGCGAACGCUAUGUCGUAGGACAACCGUUUUUUCACCAACUUAUAGAUAUUUAAAUUCUUUAUAAUUCUCAUGUAUAAUUUGUGGGUUUAUCCCCCGGGAAACCUCCAAAAAUGCCCUUUUUGUGUUUUUGGUCGGCUAAUUUUGUGGUUUUUACUAUUUAGCGGGCAAACGCCAUGACGUAGGGCAACCGUUCUUUCACCAAAUUAUAGAUAUUUAAAUUCUUUUUAAUUUUCAUGAAUAAUUUAUAGGCUUAUCCCUCGGGAAAUGUACAAAAUUGCCCUUUUUGUGUUUUUUGGUCGUCGAUUUUUUUGGUUUUUAGUGUUUAGCGGGCGGACGCCAUGUCGUAGGGCAACCGUUCUUUCAUCAAAUUAUAGAUUUUUAAAUUAUUAAUAAUUCUCAUACAUAAUUUGUGGGUUUGUCCCUCGGGAAACCUACAAAAAUGCCUUUUUUGUGUUUUUUGGUCGUCGAAUUUUUUGGUUUUUAGGGUUUAGCGGACGAACGCUAUGUCGUAGGACAAUCGUUCUUUCACCAAAUUAUAGCCGGCGAACGCAAUGUCGUGGGGCCGCCAUACUCUGCACUAAAUUGUACGGUGCCUUGAAUGGGAGUCACUUCUACCGCUACCUUCGCACGGUGUCCUAAAUGGGAGUCUUUAUGGAUCCUUUGGAUGAAGCAUUGGCUAUUCCUGAGAUGCCCAAGUUUAUCAAUAAGGAGCAAGUGGAGAGGUUCCGUGGUACUGGUGGACUGCGUAUUGAGGAUGGUAUUCUGAUUACUGAAGAUGGAUGUGUCAACUGGAAUAAAAUUCCAAGAACUGUCCAAGAAAUUGAAGAUUGGAUUGGUGUUGAUGAUGAUUCCAAAUACGAUUGAAUUUACAACAUUUUGAAGCUGAUAUUGAUAUCAUUUUUAUGUAUUUUGUUAAAAAGUAUGAAAAGAUCAUUAUAUAAUUGCAUAUUAUUAUCCUGUUUUCAUGCUUGUAUUGUUAAAAAUGCUGUAAAUAUUAAGAAAUUGAAUUUGUGAUUCUACAUGUUUAAAUAAAAUUGUUGUUUUAUAUAUUUAACUAUAAA
Molecule: messenger RNA, 2371 nt
Organism: Dalotia coriaria
Lineage: Eukaryota; Metazoa; Arthropoda; Insecta; Coleoptera; Staphylinidae
Product: xaa-Pro dipeptidase-like
Exons: 4
Coding region: 1950-2174 (74 amino acids)
Biological process (GO): proteolysis
Molecular function (GO): peptidase activity
Source: RefSeq, a predicted model, not a curated record